AUGGUUUUAAUAGUUUCUACUGACACAACAAAAAAGAGAAUCAAUUCUCUCACAAUGGAGCUGAUGGAAGCUAGGAACAAUUUGGAUGCUAAAAACCAGGAGUUAAAUCUCCUACAAAUUAACUCUGAAGGCCAACUGAAGGCGUUAGAAGUGGAUCUCCAGGCAGCCAAGGCAGCUGUUUCUUCUCUCGUUGACAGGAACAAAGACCUGGAGGAGCUGCAUCAGGAGACAAAAUCCCAGAAUGACGAGUCUGAGAAUGAAAACGCUCGAUUAAAUGCGGUGAUCCAAGAAUUGAGGGAGGAGAUCAGAGUACUUCAGAGAUACUUGGAUGAAGCAAAUGACCAGAUACAAGAACUUCGUUUGAAGAUUGAAGAGAAGACGGUGGAGAACACGGCUGCUGGUUUUCAAAUGGAAAAACUAAAUCAACUAGAGAUGCAACUAGAGCAGCGAACUUCAGAACUGGAAACUACUCGGGUUUUGCUGAGGCAAAAAGAGGAAGAUGCCCAGAAAUUCCAGAAGGACCUACAGGCGUCGAAAGAGGCUUUACAGGAAGCGGAGCAGAGAUUAGAGUACCAAGAGACGGAGUUAAAGUUGGCAAAGAAGGCAGUGGCUGACAUGGAGAAGCAAAUGAGGCUGACCAGACAAGAAGUUCAGGACUCUCAGGCAACAGUCCGUCAGCAAGAAGCAGAGCUCGCCAGACUGAGAGAGGUGCUCAGGAGGACCGAGAGGGAGCUGGACGAGAGGGUGGCACAUCUUGAACAGAGGUGUCUGUUCUCUGAGGAAGAAAGAAACAAAACUCAAGAAGAAGGGCUCAGAAGAAUAGAGGAGCUGAAGAUGGAGCUGAACUUGUUACAGCAGGCUAACAGAGAUGAGAAGAACAGACAGAUUCAGCUUGAGCAAGAACAUGAGGCGCUUACUGAGGAGCUGACGAAGGAAAAGGCUCUUGUGGACUCUUUGACUACACUGGUGGAGCAGGAAAGAGAGGAGUCUGAGCAGCAAAUGAGACAGCUGAAGGAGGAGAUGGAGGAGAUACUGGGAGACCUGGCUGUUAUGGAGGAGCAAGAGCUGAAGAGGCAGGAGGUGGCAGAAAAAAGUCAGGAGGUCAUCGAGAACUUGCUGCAGGAAAAAGAACAGCUGAAGCGACAGCUGAACAGCCUACUGGAGGGCAGUGAUGGGGUAUCGAUGACAGAGCUGCAUUUAGCAACAGUGAGAGAGCUCCAGGAGGCAAACACAGACUCCCAGAAAAAGAUGGAAGAUCUUGUCUCGGAGCUGGAAAGCACCAAAGAAGAUCUAAGAGGAGCAAAAGAAAGCCGGAGAGAGCUGGAAGCAGAGGUGGAGAGAGUGACCCGGCAGCUGAUGGAGGCAAUGAACAAAAUGGUUGAACAGAAAGAGGAAGAGGUCAAAAAGCUGAAGGAGUGGACCAACAAGCACCAGGAGAGACUGUUGGCUGAAGCAAAAGCUGAGGAGAAUUCAAAAGUUCUGCUGGAGGUUCAGGCUCGCCUUGCACUCAGACAGGAGGAGAUGAAGGCCGCAGAGGCGAGCCACACGGCUCAAAUGGCACAGCUUCAGAAGGAGCUGCAGCUGCAGAUAAAUGAGAAGGAAGAGACACUGAGUCGUCUCGAGGAACAAAGAAACCAGAGUUUAACUCAACUCCAGCAUGAGAGGGAAGAAGCCCAGAAAGUCUUGGAGGAGAUGAGUCGGCAAAAAGCAGAAAUAAUCAAGCAGCUCCGAGAAGAACGAGAGGAGAAAGAAAAAAUCCACAAAGCUCUGGAGGAGGAAAAAGAAGCACUGGAAGUUGAGAGGAAGAACCACGAGCAGGUCAGGUCAGAGGUACAGAGUCUACACGCUGAGCUUGAGAAGUUAAACGAGGAAAGAGAGAGUUCGCUGUCUGAGGUGAAACUUCAAGAGUUCAGCCGUGUGCUCGAAAACCAGCUAAACACCGCCGAACAGGACCGAGAUCAGUUUCGGGCUCGCCUGGACGACACCGAACAAGAGAAGGUUGGCCUCCAGGCCCAAUUAAACCUCAUGCAGGAGAAGGCACAGGCUCUGGUGCACGAGCUGGAAAACCACGGACAGGAGAACCUCGCCCUGAGGGAGCAAGUGGAAGUUCUGAGUCAGGAGAAGGUCUCGCUGCAGUGGGACGUGGAGGAGCAGCGACGGCAGCUCCAAACACAAUUAGCUGAAACACAAGAGACGAGCUGCUCGUGUGCUGAACUUGAGCGCUGGAAGAAACAGUAUGAGGAACUGUUUGCUAAAGUCAGACCUUUUCAGGAACAACUUAAUGCGUUUGCAGCAGAGCGGGCGGUGCUGCUUAAUGAGAACGGGACCAACCAAGAAGAAUUAAAUAAGUUAGCUAACGCUUACGCUAGCCUCCUGGGGCACCACAACCAGAAGCAAAAGAUCAAGCACGUGAUGAAGCUCAAAGAUGAGAACGUCUCCCUAAAGCAGGAGGUGUCGAAGCUUCGUUCUCUCGUGAGUCGCCAGAAGAGCGACGUGGAGCAGCUGAAAGCUAAGCUCCCGGGCACCGCACGUCGCAGGUUUGAUCCCAGCAAAGCUUUCCAGCACGACAAGGAGAACAGAGGAGCCGAAACAACCAAACUGCUUAAAGAAGGAAACUAUAAAGAACAAUAGAGCUCUUCUGGUGGACAAGUUCAGACAACUAUAAAGACAAAUCAUUUAUUUUGAGUUUUGUCAUUAUUUUCUGUCAAAGUUACAAGCUCUAAAUGUUUAAACUAUGCGUUUGUGUUUUCCAAAUUAAACUUUAUAUUGUCCCACAGAGUUCAUCGGGACUGCGUUUGCAUGCAAGUACUUUACAGAAGUCUAGGAACAUCUUUGGCACAGGUAGUUAAGUGUAUAACCAGGUGAAAAGUGUAAAAAUGUGUUCAACUAGAUUUUUCCUGUCUUUUUUUUUUUUAGAUAAUGAUAAUUUUAUUAACUUUUUUCAUGUGG
Molecule: messenger RNA, 2949 nt
Organism: Nematolebias whitei (Rio pearlfish)
Lineage: Eukaryota; Metazoa; Chordata; Actinopteri; Cyprinodontiformes; Rivulidae
Gene: hmmr
Product: hyaluronan-mediated motility receptor (RHAMM)
Exons: 16
Coding region: 1-2631 (876 amino acids)
Cellular component (GO): membrane
Molecular function (GO): hyaluronic acid binding
Source: RefSeq, a predicted model, not a curated record